Messenger RNA from Micropterus salmoides (largemouth bass), 6838 nucleotides. Its product is annotated as unconventional myosin-XVIIIb-like. The coding region runs from base 259 to 6681 and encodes 2140 amino acids. Gene Ontology annotation, molecular function: cytoskeletal motor activity; protein binding; ATP binding. Gene Ontology annotation, cellular component: myosin complex. The record is from RefSeq and is a predicted model, not a curated record. The transcript has 44 exons. Lineage: Eukaryota; Metazoa; Chordata; Actinopteri; Centrarchiformes; Centrarchidae.
UGUCACUCUAUUUCUGACUCCAUGCCCGUCUCAGUCUGUCCUGCCCGGUCUGUGUCUGUGGUUUGUUUGUGUGGCGUCCUCACAGGAUUUUAACCACCUGGAUCUUUCAGCUGUUUCUUUUGCCAUCCUUCGAAGGUUGUUUGUCUGUGCGCACACACACCGCCGCUCUGACAUCACAUCUGGCUGACGUCCGUGUGACCCCCACCAACACAUCCCUGAACACCCCCAACACACCCCACCACCCCAACCCAAGCAACCAUGGCACUUUCUUCACGCUUAAAACUGUGGGAGCAGAAGAUAAAGGAGGAGAAAACGCCGGUGGCCGCGGCCGAACCUCCACCACCUCUGUCAGCUCUGCCAGGCGGCUUCCUCAAACAGCUGGUCAGAGAUUCAGAGAAGGAGACCAAACACAAAGAGCCAGAGGCCAAAGACGAGAGACCACCAAACAAACUGAGCGGCAACCUCGUGCAACAGUUCCUCCUCCCAGAUCAGACUCCUCCCAUCCUCGAGGCUGAGAUGUCCCUCCGGGCAGAGCAGCUGAUCCAGAACAGCAAGCAAGGACGCACCUCGGCCCGGUCAGACAGCCAGUCCUCGUCUCACAAGCAGGUAGUCAGUCCUGAACCUGGCAAGAAACAGGAAGCCACAAAGGAAGUAACACCAGAGCCACCAAAGCAGCGACAGGAUGUGAGGUCAGAGAACAGCAAGAAGACGCCACAGGCCGAGCAGAAGAAGGGGAGGAUAGAGGAGGUGAAGCAGUUGGUGAAGAAAGAGGAGGGGAUGGAGGAGAGGCAGGAGCCAGAGGGAAGGCAAGCAGACACAACCAUAACAGAGCGUGACAGGAAAGAGGUGAAGGAUGUUUGGUAUGAAGCUGGAACUGUGUGGUUUGUCCACAAGGAUGGUUUCACCCUCGCCACUCAGCUGAAGCCAGAUGAAGGCACACCUGAACUCCCAGACGGCCGAGUGAGGGUCCGACUGCAGACAGAUGGGUCGCUGCAUGAUGUUACAGAGCACGAGAUUGAGAAGUGUAACCCAUCAGAGCUGGACCUGUGCGAGGAUCUGAGCGACCUGCAGAGUGUGAAUGAAUGUGGAGUUCUGCACACUCUGAGCAGCCGAGCUAAAGCCAACAUGCCGCUCACGCAAGCAGGACCCAACUUGGUCAACUUCUGGCCUCCGUUACAGGCCCACAGCAAGACUCCAAAGUCUCGGCGAGGGGAGUCAGUGUGGGAUGCUCCUCCUGCGCUUUCCGCUCUGGUGAAACGGGUGUACGUGUCCAUGGUCGGCACCAGAAGAGACCACAGCGUGUGCGCAGUUGGUCGCAGCGGGACCGGCAAGACCACCGCAUGCCAGGCCUUCACACACGCUCUCCUCAAACAAGCUGGUACAACCGGAGAGAAGAUCAGCAUGGAGCGUGUACAGGCGAUGUUCACCGUCCUGAGGUCUUUUGGCUGUGUGAGCUCUCAGCACAGCGACGCUUCAUCUCGGUUUGCCAUGGUCUUCUCCCUGGACUUUAACCACGCUGGACAGGCUGCUGCUGGACACCUACAGACGAUGAUGUUGGACAAAUGGAAGGUGUGUCAGAAAACUCAAGGAGAGAGUAACUUCCUGGUUUUCUCUCAGAUGCUCGGAGGACUCAGCACAGAGAUGAGGACAGAACUGCAGCUGCACCAGCUUUCUGAGUCCAACUCCUUUGGUAUCGUUCAUCCAAUCAAGGUUGAGGAAAAACAGCGGGCGUCCGUUGCCUUCACCAAGCUGCUGACUGCCAUGGAAACACUCGGGUUCUCAGCCAGCGAGCAGAAGGCUAUAUGGCAUGUUCUGGCUGGUAUUUACCAUCUGGGAGCUGCCGGAGCCUGUAAAGUGGGCAGGAGGCAGUUUGUGAACUUCGACAGUGCUCAGGUGGCCAGCAGUGUACUCGGCUGUGAGGGAGAGGAUCUGCACACUGCUGUCUUCAAACAUCACCUCCGACAGCUGCUGCAGAAAGCCACCGGAGGUAGCAGAGAGAGAAAUACUGAGUCAGAUGAGGGUCCCAGGUUGACAGCUGCUCAGUGUGUUGAAGGAAUGGCUGCUGGACUCUAUGAGGAACUCUUCUCUGCCAUAGUCUCACUUAUCAACAGGUCUCUGAGCGGUCAGCAGCUGACGUUGGCCUCCAUGAUGGUGGUGGACACGCCGGGCCUGAGGAACCCCAGACACUCUGCAGAGGAGCGAGCAGCCGGCUGGUCCGAGCUCUGUCACAACUACCUGCAGGAGAGGCUGCUGGAGCACUACCACACACACACCUUUACGCACACACUGGAGAGAUACACACAGGAGAAGAUCCCCGUGGAGGUGGAGUGUCCCGAGAACAGCCCGGCUGAGGUGGUGUCUGCUAUCGACCAGCCGCCUCCACAGGUCCGAGCGGCAGAUGGAGACCCCAGAGGUCUGUUAUGGGUUCUGGAUGAAGAGAUGUUGACACCAGCCUCCAGUGAGAACAGCGUCCUGGAGAGAGUCUGCCAAUAUUACAGCAACGCUGUGCGUCAGUGCGAGCAGCCGCUGCAGUGUGAGGUGAACCACCUGAUGGGCUGUGACCCUGUCCGCUACGACCUCACUGGAUGGUUUGGUCGGAUCCAGAACAACCCGUCUACUCUGAACGCCAUCUCUGUGCUCCAGAACUCCACAAUAGGGGUGGUGAAGGCCAUGUUUACCCCCAGAAUCUCUCUGCCCCCUCUGUGCCGAGGUCUUGGGGGUCUGGAGGGCGGCAGCCAGCGCUCUCUGCAGAGGAACGGCACCAUCAGGAAAACAUUUAGCGGAGGGAUGGCAGCCAUACGCAGACUCUCCCAAUGUAUUGCAGUAAAACUACAGGCAGAUGCUCUAGUGAACCUCAUUCGUCGAGCCAGGCCGGUGUUCCUGCAGUGUGUGAGUGCAAAGACAGACGGUGGAAGUCUUGACGUCCCGGCUCUCAGAGUCCAGCUGCACUCCACGCAGAUCCUGUCGGCCCUGCAGCUCCACCGCACAGGUUUUCCAGAGCACAUGACUUUCAGUGACUUCAGGUGUCACUUCCAGGCGUUGUCUCCUCCAAUUAUGAAACGUUACGCUUCAAUGUUUGUCAGCCACGAUGAAAGAAAGGCGGUGGAGGAGUUACUGGCUGAGUUGGAUCUGGAUAAAAGGAGCAUCGUGCUGGGCGCCAGCAGGGUGUUCAUGAAGCGAGGUGUGCUGCGCUACCUGGAGCAGCAGAGGGACCAGCAGGUGACCGGCUGGUUGGUCUAUCUACAGGCCUCCUGCAUGGGACAUCUGGCCCGUCAGAAAUAUCGCAAGCUCAAGGUGCAGCAGAUGGCGGUCAGGUGUCUGCAGAGGAACCUGCGCGCUCUGAGGGUCGUGUCCAAGUGGAGCUGGUGGAAACUUUUCUGCAGAGUGCGUCCUCAACUCGACGUCAACAUGGACAACGAACGGCUCAGAGCUAAAGAGGAUGAGAUAUCUGCUCUGAGACGACGCCUGGAGAAAUCAGAGAAGGAGAGGAAUGAGCUGAGGCAGACGGUAGACAGCCUGGAGACCAAGGUUACAGCUGUAACAUCCGAGCUGAGCGAUGAGCGUUUUCGUGGCGACGCGGUGGGUCAGGCUCUGGAUGUGGAGAGGGCAGAGAGACUUCGACUCAGCAGGGAGAACAAAGACCUGCAGGCUCGUCUAGAUCAGUGUAAAGUCACCAUGGAAACACUGGAGAAGCAGCUGGAGGAGGAGAAACAGAAAGCCCAGAUGGCUGAGAGUCAGCGAGGAGCAGGGACAGACAGCGAGCUGGCCAUGCAGCUGGAGUGCUGCCAGACGGAGGUUGAAUUUGUCCGCAGACGACUCAAGCAGACAGAAGAAAAACUGGAGACGGAGAGACAGACCCGACAGCAGCUCGAUACCAAGGUGGCGGCCCUGCAGGCCCAGCUGGAGCAGUCCAGACGGAGCGUGGCAGAACUGAAACGUCACUCUCGCCGCGUGACCUCUGACCUUCAGGAUGCCCGAGUCCUCACUGACAGCCUGCAGAGCCGCAUGCACGAGCUGGACCGCAAACAGAGACGGUUCGACAGUGAGUUGACUCAGGCUCUGGAGGAAGCUGACAAUGAGAGAGAGCAAAAGGACAAAGCCUUUCAGGAGAACACAGCUCUGGGGGCUGAGAUAUACACCCUGCGCCGCAGCCUACAGGAGAGCCAGUCAGAGGUGAGCCGUCUGCAGAAGCAGAAGGAGGAGUUAUGCGCUCAGAUCCGUGACCUCAGCCUGCCUGUUGAUCUCGCCGCCGAUUCACUACCUGACCUCAAGAAACAGCUUCGCCUCCUGGAGAGUCAGGCCAGCGAGAGAGGGCAGGAAAUCACCACGCUCACCGCCAAGAUACAGCAGCAGCAACAGAUCCACAUGCGUUUUGAGAUGGAGAUGGAGAGGAUGAAGCAGAUGCAUCAGAAAGAGUUGGAGGAUAAAGAAGAGGAGUUGGAGGAUGUACACAAGUCCUCUCAGAGGCGGCUGAGGCAGUUGGAGAUGCAGUUGGAGCAGGAGUAUGAGGAGAAACAGAUGGUGAUUCAUGAGAAGCACGACUUGGAAGGACUCAUAGCAACUCUGUGUGACCAGGUGGGGCACAGAGACUUUGAUGUGGAGAAGAAGCUGAGGAGAGACCUGAAGAGGACUCAUGCCCUGCUGGCCGACGCCCAGCUGCUUCUUUCCACCGUCGACAACCCGGGGCAGAACUUACCCAACGGCAGCAGAGAGCAGAUAGAGCGCCUGCACUGCCAGCUUGAGGAAAGCGAAGUGAGGCGGCUGGAGGCGGAGAGUGUGCAGACGACUCUCUCCCAGGAGCUGGAGAACUCUCAGAUUGAGCUGGAAAAUAUCUGCAAACAGAAGAGCAUGGUGGAUGAGCAGUUAGCCCUGCUGCAGCACGAGAAGGUGGACCUGCUGAAGAGACUCGAGGAGGACCAGGAAGACCUCAAUGAACUUAUGAAGAAGCACAAAGCGCUCAUUGCUCAGUCCUCCAGUGACAUCUCUCAGAUCAGAGAGCUUCAGGCUGAACUAGAGGAGGUGAAGAAACAGAGACACUCUCUCCAGGAAGAGCUGCAGCAGUGUGUGUCCAGGGUGCAGUUCCUGGAGUCGUCCACUGUGGGGCGUAGCAUCGUCAGUAAACAGGAGGCGCGUGUAUGUGACCUGGAGAAUAAACUGGAGUUUCAGAGAGGGCAAGUCAAGAGGUUUGAGGUGCUGGUGUUGCGUUUAAGGGACAGCGUGGUUCGUCUCGGGGAGGAGCUGGAGCAGAGCGCCCAGGCGGAGGCUCGGGAGAGAGAGAACGCCCGCUACUACCAGCAGCGUGUGCAGGACAUGAGGCUGGAGAUGGAGGAGCUGAUCCAAAGAGAGCAGGACAGCAGCCGCAGACGCAUGGAGCUGGAAAUGCAGUUGGAGGAGCUCAGCGCCGUCAGACAGGCGCUGCAGGCCGACCUGGAGACGUCCAUCCGCCGCAUCGUCGAUCUGCAGGCCGCCCUGGAGGAGGUGGAGUCGAGCGACGAGAGUGACUCUGAAAGCGUUCAAACUGCUGUGGAGUCCUUGACUCGAAAGAAAGACCUUGACUCGGUGUCCAGCGUUGGCUCCGUCGGGACGGAGGACGUUGGAGAGGGGAUUCGUCGCUGGUUAGGAGUGCCCAGGGGAGGGUCCCGGGGUGGUGGCUCUCUCUAUGGGGGCAGCCAAGGAGGGCGCCAGUCUGUCGCUGACACCAUGAGCACCUACAGCUUCCGCUCUUGCGUGGAUCCUGAUGACGAGGGCUCUGAGGCCGGAGGGGCUGGAACCAGAGGUCUCGGUCGAGCCCCUUCCUCCUCGGCUCUGUCUGAGCUGCUGGACGGACUUCGUAAGCGCAGGGCUGGCGGCGAUGCAGAAGACGGAGCAGGCAGCGCCGUCUCCCUGCCGAUUUAUCAAACAACCGCAGCCUCGACUCUCAGACGGAGAGCCUCGGCCCUCUCUCUCGGCCCUGAAGACCUCCAGCAGGCCCGGCCCGGACCCGGCAUCCUCAAACCGCCCUCCCCGCUCCUGCCUCGCGCCGCCAGCGCUCGCUCAAUCGGUGACGCUCAGACAUCUGCUGCCGCCUCCACAGCUGGAGCUAAACCCUCUCGCUUCAACUCAGGUGAUUCCCUCUCUUCACUUCCCUCGCUGCCACGCCUCUCCUCCUUGGCGUCCUCCCUCGCCGCUCGCCAUCAACCCCCCUCCCUGUCCAUCCCAGAGGAGGACCCAGAGGAUUCCCGCCGCUCCUUGACGACUCCCAUCCAGCGCUCCCCUCAGGCACUAAGGCGGAGCAUGCUGGGAAGUCUCGUUACAGAGGAUGGAGGUGAAGGCUCUCUGGGUUCAGAACCUAUUGUCUUCCAAAACCGCCGCCUGAUUGGGGAUAACGGCCGUGACGACGCGGCCUCCGACAUCCUGCCCGCCAUCCGAAGAGCUCAGUCCACCAGCAGCCUGGCCAGCUCAGUCAGAGGAGGCAGGAGGGCGCUGAGCGUCCACUUCGGAGAGCUGCCUCCUUCGAGCCGCAGCAGGAAAAGCUCUGAAACGGAGUCCUCCAGCUCCGGCGGGUCAGGAGGAAGCUCCCAGGGCGGGGGGCCCAGACGCCGGUAUGAAAGGCCGCAGGGAGAAAGACUGGAGGCGGAGGGCAGUGAGGGGGGAGACGUGGCUUCAGUCAUGAAGAGAUAUCUGAAAAAGGAGAGUGACUGAACCAGACGAGGUGAGUUCCCAGCCUCUUUCGGUUUCCACGUCCAGCUGCGAGCCUCACGGCUGCAGUCGAGGCCGAAUGAAAUCCUUCAGAAGUCAGCGAGUGUUUUUGACUCUACAUGUUGAUAUAAAAUGAAUAAAUAAAAAUCUAAUUAACUUA